This is a messenger RNA of Syngnathus typhle (broad-nosed pipefish), 3291 nucleotides long. RefSeq names its product N-acetylglucosamine-1-phosphotransferase subunits alpha/beta-like. The record is from RefSeq and is a predicted model, not a curated record. The transcript is spliced from 15 exons. Gene Ontology annotation, molecular function: UDP-N-acetylglucosamine-lysosomal-enzyme N-acetylglucosaminephosphotransferase activity; calcium ion binding. NCBI's taxonomy places the organism in Eukaryota, Metazoa, Chordata, Actinopteri, Syngnathiformes, Syngnathidae. Gene Ontology annotation, cellular component: Golgi apparatus. The coding region runs from base 781 to 3162 and encodes 793 amino acids. Gene Ontology annotation, biological process: N-glycan processing to lysosome; carbohydrate phosphorylation.
AAAAUGGCUUUUGUGCGCAUACACGCAGAAGACAAUAUGCGACAACAUGUCAUUUUGAUGACUGUUCUCGUCAUACUGUUCGGUUUCCAUCGUACUUGACUUGCAAGAUUCCCAGCACAUUUUGCAGGUGGAAAAACAGAUUGCUGCCAUAAGGGAACACACUUGCAAGUCACGUUGGUACGCUUUAUUACACAGUCAGUGUCCAUGAUCCCAACAUCAAGGAGUGAAGCAGCAACGAUAUUAAAAAAAAAAAAAGAUUUGAUCAGUUUGAUGUCGUGAAGUGUGUGUUUCAAUGUGUGUGUCAGGAACUUUUGGCAGGCAUCACAAUGGCGCUCAGGCCAUUUCGAAGGCUGUCGUGCGUCCGUUUCGGUCGGCGAUACAGAAUUUUGGUCUGCUGCGCCUUCUUUGUUAUUCUUGGGAUGCUGGGCUUUAAAUACAAAGGAGAGGUGAGUCCACUCUGGUUUAUCCAAAAUGUUGGAAGGUGAUUUGAAUAGUAAGGACUAAAUUGACUAAAUUGUUUUAUUUUAUUUAUAUGUUAUUCUUUUUCUUUUCUAUUAUUUACCUUUAUUGUAUUUAUUUAUGAUGAUUAUUGAUUAUAUUACAAGAGUUAUCUGUGAGGCGCCAAAGCGAAACAAAAGGAGAGGUGAGUCGACUCUGGUUUAUCCAAAAUUUCCGAAUGUGAUUUUAACAUACACAGUGUUCUCGCUUGUUCAAUCAAUGUAUACAUCAAAUUAUUUAUUAUUUUAUUGUAUUUCUUUUUGAUUUGUAUUGUAUUUAUUUAUGAUGAUGAUUAUUAUCUGUUAUGAUUUAUCGCGGAAGGACUCUGGCACCGUCAUUGGUGAACCGCCAAAGCAAAACGUGUCGCAAGUCACACGGAAUCCGGACAGGUCUUAUCAGUUAAAUGACGUUACCAAAGAAAAGAAGAAGGUGGCCCACCGGUUGACUGACAUUUUGGAAGAACGCAAAACGGUGGGACCAUGUCCAACAUUCCACAGCAGAGAAUGUACACCCAUUCCCAUCGAUCUGGUUUACACCUGGGUCAAUGGCUCAGACCAAACCCUACUGAGGAACCUGAGGGUGGCCAAAGAGCAACUGGAUUUAGAGCAAGGAAUUCUGAGUGCCAAGCCGCAAUGCCCGCUGUCCAAAUGCGUGGUGGCACCCAUGGUGGUGUUUGAUCCUGGUCUACUGGCAAACACCACGUCUGAAGACCUAUCCGUGGCUUUGCCCUCCUUCUCCACUGCCAAGGCGGUGCUGCAAAUCUCCAAACCCCAGCAACCCUCCCACAGAGUCACCGUGGUCGUCUUCCAUUCCCAAGCUGACGCUGAAAAGGCCUUGACGGAAACGCUCCGACGCAAGACAUUACCCAGCUACAAAAGCUACCUGACCACGGACAAAGCGGCUCCGGGUCUAGUCCAAAUGGAAACCCUGGCCUACCUCCACGGCUUCCCAAACUCCUACAAGGUGUCAGAGGAACUGCGAGACAAAUUGCCGCCGGCCAUAAGGGAAAAGAUAACAGCGUUUGAGUUGUAUCCGGAGGCCAGCCUCGCUCUGCUCUUCUUCAGAACUCCACAAGACUUGACCGAUCUCCAAAAGGCUAAAAAUCAAGUGAAAGUGGAUGAAAAUCAAGUGACCAUCAGUCCUGUUCACUUAUUCUGGAACAUGAGCGCCAUCCAACAGUCUGUCCCUCCCAAAAAAGAGACCAGGGAUUCUCUGACCCCUAACCGUUUCCAGGACAACGGCGCACUCAUGUAUUCCUUACGCUCUUUGGAGAAACACGCUCCGUGGGUGCGUCACGUCUUCAUCGUCACCAACGGGCAGGUUCCAUCCUGGCUCAACCUUCAAAACCCCCGAGUUUCAAUUGUCACGCAUCAGGAAAUCUUCCUGAACAAGAGCCAUCUCCCAAACUUCAACUCCCACGCCAUCGAAAGCCACAUUCACCGCAUCCCGGGAAUCUCGCAGAGGUUUCUUUACCUCAACGAUGACAUGAUGUUUGGCAAAGACGUAUUUCUGGACGACUUCUACUCCGCGAGGCACGGCCAGAAAGUCUAUCUCGACUGGCCUGUAGGCCCUUGUUCAAAACUGUGUCCAUCGAUCUUGAUCAACAACGGGCAGUGCAACCAAGCGUGCAACAAUGCCAAAUGCCAAUGGGAUGGAGGAGACUGCAAAGGACGAAAACGCAGGUCUCUAGGCAGCACUGGUGAUGCACAGAAGUCAAGCUUCUUCUCAGAUCCUCAAACCCAAAGCGACCAGCUUGGAGAAGAAAAACAAAUGGACGCAAAAGAUUGGAACACUCCAUUGGGCAACAAGCUCCAAGAAUUUUUCCCUUCUUACAAGACAUUCCUUCAAGAACUACUUGAGGACCGUGGUCUCCAAAAAGCUCUGAGCUACGAGACCAAUGGCGCGAUGACUGGCCGAAAGCUACGAAAUACCUUUUCCGACACGCUGAACCACGUCGACAGGCUAUACAACUUAAAGUUUGGCGGCAUGAGCCGAAAAGCCAUCUCGCACGCUCCUUAUAUGAUUGACAAGCUUGUCAUGCAGGAGCUGCAGGACACAUUCCCAGGAGAAUUUCAAAAGACCUCGAGUCAUCAUUUGCGCCAUUCGGACGACAUGCAGUAUGCGUUUGCCUACUUUUAUUUCCUGAUGAGCGUCAAGCGGCCGGUUAACAUCGCGGAGAUGUUCGACACCAUCGACAAAGACCGUUCUGGCGUUCUCUCCGCUGGAGAGAUUCAAGAUCUGGUCAUGAAAAUCCACAAGCAGCCCAAACCCAAGGACUUUACAAGAUUGAAUGCUCAGUUGCGCGACUGCGCAAAAAACCGUCGGGUCACCAAAGAAGUCGUGAUGAACUGCAAGCCCGUCACAGAUGGCAUUCGCAGUGCCGUUAAAGACCAGAAGAAAUAUAGAUAUCAGGUCAUGGGGCAAGGGGAGGUCCAUUUCAAGUUGAUUCAUAAUAACCUGGCGGAGGCCGAUCGCAUUUUCAAUGACCUCCAGAGAAAUCCAAGGAAGUUCAUCUGCAUCAAUGAUGACCUUGACCACACCCAAAGCAUAGCUAUGGAAGUGCAGAAGAAGUUGGCCCAAUUUUACCAAUCAAAGUUCCCGCAACCAUCUGAGUUUGAGCUUCAAAAUUCCAACAGGUCUCCUGCACAUGAGGACCACCUUUGAUAGGAGCCGUCAUCAAAUGUGGUCAAUUCGUAAAACAGGGUGGCGCUAGCCUCUUUUUCAUUCCCGUGAAGUACUUUUGUGAAGUAUAUCUUACAAUUAAGAAUAAAUGGCAGUUGUCUUUUCAAACGA